Messenger RNA from Meyerozyma guilliermondii ATCC 6260, 543 nucleotides. It is a transcript of the gene SKP1, whose product is annotated as SCF ubiquitin ligase subunit. Gene Ontology annotation, biological process: mitotic cell cycle; SCF-dependent proteasomal ubiquitin-dependent protein catabolic process. Lineage: Eukaryota; Fungi; Ascomycota; Pichiomycetes; Serinales; Debaryomycetaceae. The coding region runs from base 1 to 543 and encodes 180 amino acids. The record is from RefSeq and is a predicted model, not a curated record. The transcript has a single exon. Gene Ontology annotation, molecular function: cullin family protein binding. Gene Ontology annotation, cellular component: cytoplasm; nucleus.
AUGAUUAAUUCUACAGUGCGAGUUGUGGCCACUAAUUGUAUACUGGUCAUGUCGGAACCUAAAGUUAUAUUGGUAUCCUUUGACGAUGAAAAAUUCCCUGUGGACGUCCAGGUGGCCGAGAAGAGUGUUUUGAUCAAGAAUAUGAUCAAUGAUUUGAAUCCUGAUGGACUUCAGGAAGAUUUUGAAAUUCCAAUCCCCAUGUUGCGUUCUACUGUUUUGGCAAAAGUACUCGAGUGGUGUGAGCACCACAGAAACUCUGAGUUUCCUGAUGAUGAUGACGACGAUGCCAAGAAGACCGCUCCGAUUGACGAAUGGGACAAAAAUUUCUUGAAGGUGGAUCAAGAAAUGUUGUACGAAAUCAUGCAAGCGGCCAAUUAUUUGAAUAUCCGGCAAUUAUUGGACUCAGGCUGUAAAACAGUGGCAGAAAUGAUCAAGAACAAGUCACCAGAAGAGUUGCGUCGGACUUUCAACAUUGUUAAUGAUUUCAGUCCUGAGGAAGAAGCUGCUAUUAGAAGAGAGAAUGAGUGGGCUGAAGACCGCUAG